UCGAUCGUGGACGUGCGAGUUGCAGUGCGUUCGAGCUUGGCGAACGAGGAGAAGAGGAAGAGGAAGUUAAAGAGGAAGAGGGGUGGUCCGCAAGGGCCACGGCCAUGGGGGAGGCAGCAUGUUCUCCGAGCUGUGCAGGGAGACUUUGCGGAAGGCAGCCGUGUGCUACAGUUCUGGUCGUGCAGGAAGUCCAUCACCAUCGCCACCAACGUCUCCGCCGCCAUCUCCCGCCAAAGAAGCAAAGACUACUGCCAACGUUGACCUGGCAAAUGUCCGUGACGCCUGUCACGAAGCCAGAGAUUCAGGGACCAGCGGAAAGAGAUCGCCGCAGCAAUCGACGUCGUCAGGAACGUGUACUACGGAGUUCCGUGACUUCACCGGAAGGAGAUCGCCAACAGCCUCAGGCGACUCCAGGGAGAAGCGUUCAACGGUGUCCGGCGACUUCGGGAAAAGAUUGGGCUGCCCCGAGGCGAGGGACGGGAAGCGCGGCUCGUUUCCGGCAGACGCGAGGGACGGACGAUCGGUGUCCCCGGAAAAGGGACGGCAACAGUACGAAGACAACAGGGGAUCAAGCGGAGGGUACGAGUAUGGCCGACCGGACUCGAGGCUCGGUAGACAGUCCCCAGGGUCUCCGGGAUCGUCGCCCGAACCAGAGGACAACUCCUCAACUUCUGGCGACGAAGCUGGAGCCGCUUCUGAGGAAACUAACCAAAGGUCCAGUUCUGCACACAAUCGCCACUCUCUCACGAAGGAGCAAACGAUGCACUGGUUCGCCCAAAUCGGAGGUGACGAGGCCUCUCCCGAUUCGUCAGAUGUGAAGCGCCGGCAAAGUCUCUACGACGAGGACUCCCUCGAUGGCGACCAUCCUAGCGAGAACGAAGGACGGGACUCGACGGGAAGCGCGAAAGACGUGGACAGGGCGAAGCUCGUCCGUGAGAGACAGAACGAGGAGCGGCAGCGGAAGUUGGAAGAGCUGAGACAGCAGGCCCUCGCCGCGCAACGCUUCCGGGAGCAACGGGAAGAGGAACGCCGAAAGCGUAUCGACGAACUCAGAUCGCGUGACAACGACAGAAGAGAAUUCGAUUGGAUAGUGCCUAAUGUUGCAGCGUUCAAUGGUUUGUUUGCAGAUAUGAGAAUGUCCUCGUCCAUGUACGAGGUGUUCAAUUGGAAUUCUAGCCCUGAUCCUCCCUUAACCCCUGCCAAACAUAAGAGAGCCAGCCUCUCUCUGCCUCCUACAACUGACAUCUUUGCCAUCGAUGAUAAGUCUGAUAGCGACACUAGGCGUCCGAUGAUUCAGCGGGCUGCCAGUGGUGAAGAAAGCGACGGAACACCGGGAACCCCUAGCUCGGUUUAUCUGCGGGUGAACAGGAGACGCACCGAUCUGAUGCCAACGAUACCGUCGCCGCGUGAUGGACCGCCAUCAUCGGGGCGUAGUUCGAGCGCUAAGGCCUUCACACGUUCGCCAGGUAGGACUUACUCCAUGUCCAGGCUGGACCAGCUGGCGCAGCCUAGGAAACGUCCGACAGAACUUAGCACAUUGACGGAACAGCAAAGCCAGCCUCUGAGCGCUUCUAGCAUGAGUCGCAGCAUGUCACAUUUAGCUGCGUCCGGAGGCAAGAGCCUCAAACGCUCAGAUAACUCUCGUAGCAUGGGUACAUUGCCAGGCGCGGUCCCGAUGCCGAGACCAACGAGGGCCGAGAGACUGCGUCGCAAAGCUCGCGAGCAUCAGAACCAACAGCAGCAAGGCAUCCGCAGCGGGGAGGUGACACCCAACAGCCCAUCACGACCGCACAGCUCCAUGAGUCAGCAAAGCGCCAGCAGUGUGGGCAGCAGUAACGUCAAUCUGCGUCCCCGUACAGCUGCCCCGCGUCGACCGCGACCUGCUUCUAUUGCCGGUACCGGUGUUUCGGUCACAGAACGACACAAUCUACUGAGCGAAACGAAGUCGACGAAGGAUUCGAAGCCGCCACUGCCAAAGGUCCAUAGCACUCCAAAGAAAUCGUCUACGCCGAAAGCGACGGAGAUCAAGAAGCCGACGGAGAAGCUGGUGAAGAACGCGAAGGCUUCGCCGCGGAUAACCCCGAAAGCGACGCCGUUGCAGAGUCCCGGCGUUGAGAAUGUUCCGUUGAUCCGCGGCAGCACCGGGGAGAUAAUAAAAUCGGACGGCAAGGAGGACCCGAAGUUGGAGGACAAGCACGAGGAGAAGAAAGACCAGGGCACCGAGAAGACGCAGCAAGAAAUAAACGCCGCGGAGCAGGGUAGCGAAGACGCGAAGAAGCCGGCCAUUAUCGAACAGCCGAGUAUCGUGACCAAGCAGGCGAAGGACGAGUCUAAUUUGAACCAGGAGAACCAGUCGGCUGUACGGUCUCAGGAAGCGCCCAAGUCCCCGAAGAAGGAAGCCGAGGCAAAGCCGGAGAACAUCGCGGAGGAACCGGUGGACAUGUCAGCCUCGAUGAUAGCCAAGAUCCGGAUCACCACGGAAGAGGAGGCUAAGGCAGCUAUAGCCGAGCGCAGAAGAUUAGCCAGGGAACAGGCUGAACGGGAGGCCGAACUUGAACGCCAACGACAGGAAGAGGAAGCCCGUUUAGAGGCUGAGAGAUUGCGCAUCGAGGAAGAGGAGCAACGCCGCUUGGAAGAGGAAACGCUGCGUUUGGCCGAUGCAGCUCGAGAAGCCGAAGAACAGAGACUGAGACUGGCGAUCGAGGAAGCGAAACGUCGCGAGGAGGAGGAUAGGAGAAAAAGGGAGGAGGAGGCUCGUCAGAAACUAGAGAAAGAAGAGGCCGAGCGAAAAGCGAGAGAAGAAGCGGAAAGACAAUGGAUCGAAAUGGCGGAGCGUCUUAAAAAGGAAGAGGAAGAGAGACUUGCUAGACGUAAGCGCGUCGAGGCGAUUAUGCUUAGAACUCGGGGCAAAAAUCAGAAUAACACACCGACAAAGGGUGAAAGUGGCGAAGGCGAUAAGUUGAAAGAAGACAGUCCUAACGAUGAAAAUAAAACAGCACCAGGUAGUAAAAGCGAAGAUGUAAUGACAGCCAGUCUGAUAUCCGAAGCGACUCAACAAUUCAUUAGCGGAGAGCAGCGAGCUCAUCAUACGGAAAACAAUACUACUACGGACAUUGUGCAUAAUGGCACGCAUAGUAACGGCAUUAAUGAAAGUAAAAUUGUAUUGGAUAAUAAUCAGGGUAAUGUGGAAGGAGAACUGAAUGGUCAUCAUACAAAUCACGGAAACGGUAUCAACAGUCAAUCAAUUACACUGGAUAAUGCCACCGUCAAACAAAACAACGUGACCAACAACCUGUUAGACCUAACGGAAUUCGACUCUCUCAGUAAUAGCAGUAGUGGUCCAAUACUCGAACUGACAUCCAAUUUGGCUAACGAAGACACCCUCAACUCGAACCUAAAUCCAGCAGCUAUACCUUUCACUCCAAUGGCCAACACGUACAUGCCUACCGCUGCUAAUGCAAACGUAAAUCCGUUCCAGGAUUCAUUUAUCAACAACAAACCACAAGAUAAUAGUCAAGUACCAGAUCUUUUAUCAUAAUGCGCGCGUAUUAAACAUUCUGGUGAAAGGAAGAAGGACGAUUGGAUUGAGAAAUACCUUGGUUGCUUUACAGCGAGCAAUAGGUACAAUAUUCGAGAUGAUGUCAUUUAUGAGAUAAUGUAAAUAAGCGCUAUCGAUGUGUAGAAAUGGAGACCUAAGUAGAGAACGGGGGCACUACGUCAAAAGAAAAGAAAGACUACUUUGUCCUUAAACGUCACGGGAAAUGUAAAAUAAUAUAUAAUGUUAAUUAAUAAUAUUAUGUAACAGCAAAUAGACACUCAGUCCGUUAUAGUAUGCUAUUAGAUAUAAAUCUAAUCUUUUAGAGGACCUUUGAAGGGAAUAAGGCCUGUUUAUAACCUAUUGAUUUGAAAUACGCGUAUAUAUUUUAUUGUAUUAAAUUUCAUUAAAUUAAUUUCACACGUAAUUCUCGCCCAUACUGUAACGUAUAUCGCGGUCAGAAAGAUUUAUUCGAGGAUUUCAAUGAAACGAGAUUUUAUCGAACUUGACGAUGCGAAUAAUCGGUACAAUGAAAUCUUUAUGCGUAAACGAACGUGUAAAACGGCUUGACAAACAUAGCACAAGAUGGUGAAUUGGUUGAAAUAUUGUAUGAAACUUAUAUCUGCCAAAAUGACGUAGGAGGUAAGCUCCAAUGAUUGUCCUUACAUAAGAGAUAG
Messenger RNA from Eufriesea mexicana, 4212 nucleotides. Its product is annotated as MAP7 domain-containing protein 1. The transcript is spliced from 17 exons. NCBI's taxonomy places the organism in Eukaryota, Metazoa, Arthropoda, Insecta, Hymenoptera, Apidae. The coding region runs from base 119 to 3538 and encodes 1139 amino acids. The record is from RefSeq and is a predicted model, not a curated record. Gene Ontology annotation, biological process: microtubule cytoskeleton organization. Gene Ontology annotation, cellular component: microtubule cytoskeleton.